Molecule: messenger RNA, 788 nt
Organism: Pneumocystis carinii B80
Lineage: Eukaryota; Fungi; Ascomycota; Pneumocystomycetes; Pneumocystales; Pneumocystaceae
Exons: 1
Coding region: 43-744 (233 amino acids)
Biological process (GO): translation
Cellular component (GO): mitochondrial large ribosomal subunit
Molecular function (GO): structural constituent of ribosome
Source: RefSeq, a predicted model, not a curated record
GAAAGAUUCGUCUUUUUAUCUACUUUUAUUAAGAAAAAGCAUAUGAUUUAUCCACAAAUCAAUUCAUUUAAAAAUGAUCAAUAUAUUUCAAAUAGAUCAGAUUUAUUAAUGAAAUAUCGUCCUAUUCUUAGUUUCAGAGGUUUCAGUUCAAAAAGGAUUACUCCAAGGGAAAAAAAAGCUUUUAUACAAGCUAUAUAUCAUGAACUUAUUCAGUUACAUCCAACAUUUCUUCUUAUACAGCAGAAUAAUGUUAGCUCAGAAGCAUGGAAAUAUAUGAGAAGAAAAUUGCAUGGUUUAGGUGCUAAUAUUAAGGUUUUAAAGAUUCGGUUAUUUGGACGCGCUUUACAAGCUGUAUCUGAAGACUUGGAAGGCAAAUCGUCAAACAAAGACGAUUCAUUACAGUCUAAAAUACAAGAUUUACGGGCUUUAAGGAAAAUGAUUGCUGGUCCUAUAGCAAUUAUUACAUUUUCUGCUCGUGUAGAGCCAUCUUUUUUAAAACGCGUUAUAUAUUUAAUUGAUACAAGUAAUGGACAGUUUUUUCUUUUAGGAGGCUUCUUUGAGGGAAAAUUAGUGAAUACUAAGGAGCUUCUUCAUAUCAAAGAAAUACCAGAUCUCUCAGUAUUACAUAUGCAAUUGAUUUAUUCAUUAAUGCAUCAUUCAAACCAACUCAUUCAAACACUCGAAUAUUCUUCCGAAGCAUUAACUCUAAUACUUCUCAAAAACAAUUAUAAACAUAUUGAAUGAUACAUUCUUAACAUUCAUAUAAUUUUUAACUCAAACUUUACAAA